This is a messenger RNA of Carica papaya (papaya), 3368 nucleotides long. It is a transcript of the gene REV, whose product is annotated as Homeobox-leucine zipper family protein / lipid-binding START domain-containing protein. The record is from RefSeq and is a predicted model, not a curated record. Gene Ontology annotation, molecular function: lipid binding; DNA binding; DNA-binding transcription factor activity. Lineage: Eukaryota; Viridiplantae; Streptophyta; Magnoliopsida; Brassicales; Caricaceae.
GCACAUAAACCUCUCUCUCUCUCUCUCUCUCUUUUAUAUUCCCACUGUUUCAAGCUCAGACUUAGAUCACUCACUGUCACUCCUUUACCUCUUUCUCUCUCAUUGUCUCUGUAACAAAAUUUCUUUAAUUGAUUUUUUCUUCUUUUUAAUUUUUGUUUUAAAACCCCACCAUUUCUUUCUUCAUCAUCUUCUUCUUCUUGUUGAGGUGAAGUCAUGGUGAGGAGCUGUUCAUUUCCGUUUCUUCUUGCUUUCUCAGUGGUGGUGUGUCUGUAAUGCGACAGCCGUUGGCUCUCUUCGCAGAGAGAGCCCGUCAGUUAUUUUUUUCUCGAGAAAGUUUGUUGUUUUCUUCUUCUUCUUCGGUUAUUUUUGUAGCUUUUUGAGGUUUUCGGGUGAUAGAAAGGUCUGGGUGUGGCCGGUUGGGUUUUGUUUUUAGUGGGUUCUUUCGAGCAUUUUCAGGAUUUGGGCUCGGGGAAAAACCAGCAGAGGUUCUGGUUUUUAGGGGAGAUCGGAAUUGUUGAAGAGGAAAAGGGAAAAAGAAGAGGGUCGGUUCUGUGGUGUUCGUUUUUUUGGAAGUGAGACAGAUUGAAUAGGCAGAUAUUCUGGGUUGUGGAUAGAAAUGGCUAUGGCGGUUGCACAGCACAGGGAGAGUAGCAGUGGAAGCAUCAACAAGCACCUCGACAAUGGAAAGUACGUGCGAUACACAGCCGAGCAAGUAGAGGCUCUGGAGAGAGUCUACGCCGAGUGUCCCAAGCCCAGCUCGCUCCGCAGGCAGCAGUUAAUUCGGGAGUGCCCCAUUCUUUCCAACAUUGAGCCGAAGCAGAUCAAAGUCUGGUUUCAAAAUCGCAGGUGCCGGGAGAAACAGAGAAAGGAGGCUUCUCGGCUUCAGACCGUAAACAGGAAAUUGACAGCAAUGAACAAGUUAUUAAUGGAGGAGAAUGAUAGGUUGCAGAAACAGGUUUCCCAGCUGGUCUGUGAGAAUGGAUAUAUGCGGCAGCAGCUGCAAACUGUAAAUGCAUCAGCAGCAACUGAUGCAAGCUGUGACUCUGUGGUUACCACUCCUCAGCAUUCACUGAAAGAUGCAACUAACCCUGCUGGACUACUCUCCAUUGCGGAGGAGACCUUGGCAGAGUUCCUCUCAAAGGCUACGGGAACUGCUGUCGAUUGGGUCCAGAUGCCUGGGAUGAAGCCUGGUCCGGAUUCGGUUGGGAUCUUUGCCAUUUCCCAAAGUUGUAGCGGGGUGGCAGCACGAGCAUGUGGUCUUGUUAGUUUAGAACCUACAAAGAUUGCUGAGAUCCUCAAAGAUCGCCCCUCUUGGUUCCGGGAUUGUCGGAGCCUUGAAGUUUUCACCAUGUUUCCUGCUGGAAAUGGGGGGACAAUUGAACUUGUGUACACACAGACGUAUGCUCCAACUACCUUGGCUCCUGCUCGGGAUUUCUGGACGCUGAGAUACACGACAAGUUUAGACAAUGGCAGUCUUGUGGUCUGUGAGAGGUCUCUUUCUGGUUCUGGUGCCGGUCCAAAUGCAGCUGCUGCUGCUCAGUUUGUAAGAGCUGAAAUACUUCCUAGUGGCUACUUGAUCAGGCCUUGUGAGGGUGGAGGGUCAAUCAUCCACAUUGUUGACCACCUGAAUCUUGAGGCGUGGAGUGUGCCAGAGGUGCUGAGACCACUCUAUGAAUCAUCGAAAGUAGUGGCUCAGAAGAUGACCAUUUCAGCACUUCGCUACAUUAGGCAAAUAGCCCAGGAGACAAGCGGUGAAGUGGUUUAUGGUUUGGGCAGACAGCCGGCUGUUCUGAGAACGUUCAGCCAAAGACUAAGCAGAGGUUUUAAUGAUGCUAUAAAUGGUUUCAAUGAUGAUGGAUGGACGAUAAUGCAUUGUGAUGGCGCUGAAGAUGUGAUACUUGCAGUUAAUUCAACGAAAAACUUGAGCACCUCGGCAAAUCAUGCUAAUUCGCUUACGUACCUUGGUGGGGUACUCUGCGCGAAGGCUUCUAUGCUCCUUCAAAAUGUCCCCCCUGCUGUUUUGGUUCGGUUUUUAAGGGAGCAUCGUUCUGAGUGGGCUGAUUUCAAUGUUGAUGCAUAUUCUGCUGCAUCAUUGAAAGCUGGUUCAUUUGCUUACCCUGGAAUGAGGCCCACAAGGUUUACCGGAAGCCAAAUCAUAAUGCCUCUUGGCCACACUAUUGAACAUGAAGAGUUGCUUGAAGUUAUCCGACUUGAAGGACAUUCACUUUCACAGGAAGAUGCUUUUGUUUCGAGAGACAUUCAUCUAUUGCAGAUAUGUAGCGGAAUAGAUGAGAAUGCUGUGGGAGCCUGUUCAGAACUUGUGUUUGCACCAAUUGAUGAAAUGUUUCCCGAUGACGCCCCACUUCUUCCAUCUGGGUUCCGCAUCAUACCAUUGGAUUCAAAAACAUCUGAUCCUCAGGAUACCUUGAAUAGACAUCGGACAUUAGAUCUGACAUCUAGUCUUGAAGUGGGUCCAGCAACAAACACCAGUGGAGAUGGCUCAUCGUGUAAUAACACGCGGUCAGUCUUGACUAUCGCCUUUCAGUUCCCUUUCGAGAGCAACUUACAGGAAAAUGUUGCAACUAUGGCACGCCAAUAUGUUCGUAGUGUGAUUUCAUCGGUCCAGCGUGUUGCCAUGGCCAUAUCUCCUACGGGAUUAGGGCCCGCCGUUGGACCUAAGUUAUCUCCUGGAUCCCCUGAAGCUCUUACUCUUGCUCACUGGAUCUGUCAGAGCUAUAGUUUCCAUAUGGGUACUGAGCUGUUGAGAUCUGAUUCUGCGGGUGGUGACUCGGUAUUGAAACAUCUUUGGCAUCACCCAGAUGCUAUAUUAUGCUGUUCAUUGAAGUCGCUGCCAGUUUUCAUCUUCGCGAAUCAGGCAGGGCUUGACAUGCUUGAAACAACAUUAGUGGCUUUACAAGACAUCACAUUGGAUAAGAUAUUCGACGAGUCUGGACGGAAGUCGUUGUGUGCUGACUUUUCGAAGUUAAUGCAGCAGGGAUUUGCUUAUUUGCCGGCCGGAAUCUGCAUGUCGACGAUGGGGCGACACGUGUCAUACGAGCAAGCAGUUGCUUGGAAAGUCCUUGCUGCAGAAGAAAAUAGCGUUCAUUGCCUGGCCUUCUCCUUUGUAAACUGGUCUUUUGUGUGAAGAUAAUUUAUUAACUUAAAAACACCCUUUUUCAAGUUUUCCCAUUUGAUUAAAUGGAAAAACUAUGGGAAAAAAGGGUAAAAAAGAAAUGGAAAAGGAAAAGAAAAAACCCAAAAGUUUUGUAAUGUUUUUAAACCCAGCUUCAUGCAGGCUUGGAUGAUAUUUAAUUUAAUUAAAUUUUUCUUUACUGCUCCAAAUUUUCCUAAUGUAAAUUCCUUGUGUA